CGGCUGCAGCUGCUUCACAACACCGUCGGCAGCCGAGGCUCAAACAGGGAACUCACGACAUGUUCACCGAGGGUUCGAUUCCCACCAGCGGACAGGAGGCGACGCACUGAGCAACGUCUACCAGAUGUGGGACGUGAAGCUGCUGCCGCUGCUGUUGGCCGUGUGUCUGCUCCGCCGGGUCGCGGGCCAGCGCUUUGAGGUCCGAGCGAAGCCGCCGCCGCCGCGUCGUCUGAUCUGCAGCGCGCCCGGAUCACCGGGACCCCCCGGCCAGCCCGGUAACAGUGGACCGACGGGAGCGGACGGGAAUGUGGGCGUCCCGGGAAGAGACGGCAGAGACGGCAGGACGGGCGAAGGGGGAGAGAAGGGAGACGCAGGUGUGAAGGGCAGAGUCGGCCCGACGGGAAAGAUCGGAGGCCGAGGCGACCGCGGCCCCGCCGGGAAACGAGGCCCCGUUGGGGAGGGCGGCGUCGUGGGCCCCCCAGGAACACCCGGCGGCGACGGGGACAAAGGGGACCGGGGCCAGAGGGGACCGCGCGGAACCGCGGGAACCUGCAAGUGCGGCAGCCUGCUGCCCAAAUCGGCCUUCUCGGUGGGCAUCACCAGCAGCUACCCCGCGGAGAAAACCCCCAUCAGGUUCAACAAGGUGCUGUUCGACGAGGGGGGGCACUACAGCCCGCAGACGGGCAAGUUCCUCUGCGCGUACCCGGGCAUUUAUUACUUCUCCUACGACAUCACGCUGGCCAACAAGCACCUGGCCAUCGCGCUGGUGCACAACGGGGAGUACCGCGUCAAGACCUAUGACGCCAACACGGGGAACCACGACGUGGCGUCCGGGGCCACCGUCAUCUUCCUGAACCCGGAGGACGAGGUCUGGCUGGAGAUCUUCUUCCACGACCAGAACGGGCUGUUUUACGACCCCGGCUGGUCCGACAGCCUGUUCUCCGGCUUCCUGCUCUACGCAGACACAAACUAUUUCGACACGCUGGCAGAGGACUACUCAUAACACCUGGAGACAAAACACAUACUGCUAGUCAGUGUUUUUAGUUUUUAUUCCACAUGUGGUCAAACUAUAUUUUUAUACAGAUGUGUGUGUACUGCCAGUUAUGUUUAUUGAUAUAGAGUACCUAAUCUACUGAUUUUAAAUUAUGCUGUUUGAUUAAGCUAGAAGAUGUUUAUUAUGUAUUUGUUUUGG
Messenger RNA from Cyclopterus lumpus (lumpfish), 1192 nucleotides. Its product is annotated as complement C1q tumor necrosis factor-related protein 7. Lineage: Eukaryota; Metazoa; Chordata; Actinopteri; Perciformes; Cyclopteridae. Bases 125 to 1003 code for a protein of 292 amino acids. The record is from RefSeq and is a predicted model, not a curated record. Gene Ontology annotation, molecular function: protein binding. The transcript is spliced from 3 exons.